Messenger RNA from Patella vulgata (common limpet), 662 nucleotides. RefSeq lists its product as uncharacterized. The coding region runs from base 44 to 484 and encodes 146 amino acids. Lineage: Eukaryota; Metazoa; Mollusca; Gastropoda; Patellidae. The record is from RefSeq and is a predicted model, not a curated record. Gene Ontology annotation, molecular function: chitin binding. Gene Ontology annotation, cellular component: extracellular region. The transcript has 4 exons.
ACAAAAAUAAAGUUGACAUUACUUCAGACACUGUUUAGCUGAAAUGAAGUUUUUCGUGAUUGGUCUGAUUUGGGUUCUGCCUGCAAUUGUGUUAUCGUUUAACUGUAAAGGAAAUGUGGACGGUGUUUUUGAUAUUGGGUGUAAAGUAUUUGUGCAGUGUAUAAACGGUACGGAGAAUGUUGUAGAAUGUCCAGUUGGCACUGUCUUCAACAAGAAUACCAAACUAUGUGAUCUACCCAUAAGGGUACCGUCACCAUGUGGUGACAUUAUGGAUUGCUCUAACAGAAAUGAUAGCCGAUAUGCAGAUCUCUCGAAAGAUUGUACUUCUUACUAUACCUGUAAUGGCGGAAUUUAUUUUGGUCACAACUUUUGUCCUGGAGAUAUCUCUCUUCUUUUUUGUAAAGGAAAUGUAUUUAACGAGAAGAUUCAAACUUGCGACUGGAAAUACCACACCGAUCCACCCUGUGGUACCAAAAAUACAUAAACAUGUCAAAGAAAACCACUAAUAUUGUGUUAAUUAUUUUGUUAAUUCAUUUCUAUAAUUACUUGCAUAGCAUAAGAACAGAUGGUGAAAUGUGUCGAAGUAUUCAAUUACAUCUCGCUUUACUUUUAUGGAGCAUCUUUUUUUGUAGUGAAUUUGCAAUAAAUUGUUUUUGACAUAA